AUGUGGAGUCCUCCAAAGUCACGAGGAGUGAUAUUUUUUUAUAAAAUAGUUCUUAUAUUCCUUCAAAUAGCGUUUACUAUAUGGUCUCGUUUAUAUAUGUUAUGUUUUACAAUUAAUGAGUACAUAUCAGCUAUAACAAAAUAUCAUCACCGUACACCACAGAUCAUUAAACGAGAUGUGGGAAGAUUAAAGAAAAUUCCUCAUCAUUUAGCGGUUAUUUUAGAAUACAAAAAAGAUGGUGGUUUAGAACUACUUAUUCAUCAAGUUGCUGAAUUGUCAUGUUGGUGUGUGUCAUCAGGAAUUCGGAUUUUAACUAUUUAUGAGAAAGAGGGACGUAUGAAGGAAUAUCAGUCAGCUACGUAUCGUAUUAUUUUACAAAGAAUGCAGAGUUAUUUUGGAAGAUCAAGACAUAAUAUAAAAAUUCGUUCCCCUUAUGUUUCUGUUUUUUCUAGUGAUGAAGUUAGUAAUGAUGAAACAAAUUAUCCUAUAGGUAAAAACUUGUUAUGUAAUUUUAUUGUAAUCAUAAAUAUCUUAGAUCUUGAAAUAAUUUUUAUUUCUCAAGAAGAUGGUAGAGAAUCUUUAGUUGACCUAACAAAAACACUAUGCGAGCUUUCUCAAUCUGAUAAAUUUUCUAUUAAAGAUAUUAGCAUUGAAUUAGUAGAUGCUGGAAUGAAUACUUCUCUUUUAUCUGAACCACAACUAUUAAUGGCUUUUACACCAACCUGUACUCUUCAAGGAUUUCCACCAUGGCAAAUAAGAUUUACCGAAAUCUUUUUUGUUCAAAGUGAGGAUUCUGUUGACUAUCAUGUAUUUAUGAAAGGAUUACAACUUUACGCAAAUGCUGAGAUGCGAUGGGGGAAAUAA
Pneumocystis jirovecii RU7 is the source of this 864-nucleotide messenger RNA. Its product is annotated as ditrans,polycis-polyprenyl diphosphate synthase. The record is from RefSeq and is a predicted model, not a curated record. Gene Ontology annotation, molecular function: ditrans,polycis-polyprenyl diphosphate synthase [(2E,6E)-farnesyl diphosphate specific] activity. Gene Ontology annotation, cellular component: endoplasmic reticulum membrane; dehydrodolichyl diphosphate synthase complex. Lineage: Eukaryota; Fungi; Ascomycota; Pneumocystomycetes; Pneumocystales; Pneumocystaceae. The transcript is spliced from 4 exons. Bases 1 to 864 code for a protein of 287 amino acids.